AACACCAGACCUACCCCACGAUUGAAGGAAACAUCAACAAUCGGCAAUACGCCCUAUAAUCCACCAUCAAAGGGCGGGGCGUAUGUGAAGGUGAUGAUCAACAACAUAGAACGACAUGACACAACAUCGUCCUUGUUCUCUGCCUCCCCACAAGAAGUGUGGUCAGCCCCAGCAAAUUUAGAAGGAAACAGACCCCUACCUCACAUACCAAAUAUGGACUUAAAUGAGUCAAUUAUGGAAAAGAAGGAUUAUAAUAAUAAAAGAUAUAGAAAGGAUACAACAUCCUCAGAGUCUUCUUGGGACAAGGGAACUACUGGAGCUGGAAAAAAGAAAAAAUGAUCCUGAAUCUUCCCAGAUUAUCGGUUAUAAUAUGGAUCAUUUGAUCAACAUACCUUCUAAGCGAUUUGUAAUCACGAGGACAAGAUCAGAGAAGAUUUCUUUCUACUGGUAUGCUUUGAAUUUGUUUGUCUGCAUUCUGUUUGGAUGCAUCUUGCUGAUUUGGGGAAUUCUUGCUCAUCUCGCAGAGUCUGGCGUGUUUGAUCGUGGGGAAUUCUCUGGAAUAAUCAAGCGUGCUGAUAUCGUUGCGUACCUGCCCACUGUUGGUACUAGUUUUGGCGACGUUUCGUCGAAAUUUCUUGUUGCUUUCGCAAUUAUAUUGGAGACAAUUUUGGUCAUCGGAUUGUAUGGGGCGAUUUGCGUUCAUCGUCAAAGGAGCAGUAUCGAUGAUUUUCCUGACAAAGAACUGAACGCAUCAGUGUGUUUUAUCCAUAUUUUGAGAAUCGCUAUAGUAAUAUGCCUUGCUAUAGGCGGAAUGUUAUACUUUGUGGAUUCACCACUAAGAAGCCACAUGUCGUCUCUGAUGUCAACCGCAAUACCCGGGGUUGAGGAGACAUUGGAUCGAAAUAUUAUGGAUGUAUAUCAGAGUACAUUUCAAUGCUGCGGCCAUGACUCUCGCAAAGAUUGGAUCCAGGUCGACAACGAUACUGGUAUUGUUCGCGAUUGGACUCCGCAAUCCUGUUGCAUCGAUAGAUCGGAUUGUACUUUACCUUCUGAGACCAUCUUUACUGAUGCUGCAACAUUUGCUAUUUUGGAAACUACAAAAAGUCCUGUGCUAGAUACCUCAAUACCAUUCGUAGUUGAAAAUGGUGAAUUGAUCAAUUUCAAUAAAACUUUCAACAGAGGAUGCGGUGAGGCCAUUCAGUCAUGGCUAAUUAUCCAUGGUUUAUUGCUAUUAACCUUCACUUUCGUUUUACUUCUGCUCCAUAUAGCAUGGAUGGUUUGGCGUAGAAAUGCCCGACUUCCGUCUCUUUUCCGUGGAUGCUGUGAAUCAUAUAGAAGAAAUCGAGUUCAACCAAUUUGCCUCAAAGUAAACGAAAGUUCAACGGAUUCAAAUAUCAGUUUAGUUUUUUUUGAGGAUGGAGUCAAGAACGGCAAUAGCAGCAGCAAUGAGACCAUAAGUCCUAACAAUAUUCCUAGUUCAGAGAACAACCAUGUAAUUGUUAAAAUACAGGAAUUGCCAUCAAUGUCACGAGUGCAACUCGAAAGUACAAUGUUUACCCCAAUAGACAAUCCUCUUCCAGCAAUAGGUACCAUGAACGAAAAUAAAAGCAGGCCUCAAACUUCGAGAAGGAGGCCCCACCCCAAAAUAGGCCUGUUUUUGAGAAACGUGUCUCUCAAAGAUUACUUCGGAAACAGCGGCGUAAACUUACGUGAUGAGACCAGGCCAAGACCUCCUACACCUGCUAAGAUGCCACUCCAGGCCAAGAAAGUUCAUAAGGAUAUAGUCAUCACCUUUGAAGCUCCCGAACUAGAUUUCCCGAAACCUGUUCCUACUACACACCCAUGGGCAACGACUGUGCUAACAGUGCAAGCUUUAAAAGCCAAGCGAGAUAACGAUGACAAACUUUCCAUCAUUAGCUUGGAGAGUUUUGAUGGAUGAUGACGGAUUAUCACGCCUCGCUGUCCUGUGUACCACUUCUUGUUGAGUACGGGAGUAGAAAUUUUACCCUAACUUUUAUUGCUUUUUAUUUUGAAAAUAAAAACGGACACAAAAUGCAAA
Molecule: messenger RNA, 2059 nt
Organism: Styela clava
Lineage: Eukaryota; Metazoa; Chordata; Ascidiacea; Stolidobranchia; Styelidae
Source: RefSeq, a predicted model, not a curated record